AUGCCUCUACUAUCAGAUAAGGGCAAGGACGUAUCAGCGUCAGUGGGGGAACUGAGCCAGAGAAGCCCCAGUGAUGCGGAUAGCCAGCAAACUGAGGUGGAGCAUGCAGCCAGGCAGCUCAACGCAACAGUAGAAGAGGUGCUCGCUGCCCAGGAGUACGCUAGGUCCCUGUCAUUGGAACAAACAAAAGAGCUCGCGCGUCAACUUUUUGAGACUCAUCAGCAUGAUCCGAACUUUCCAAGCCAGGCCCUCGGUCGUCUUCAUGAUUUCCUGGAAAAUGAUUCUAUAACCGGCGAGCCGGAAAAGAACAGGAAUAUUAUUGAAGAGACAAAGCUGGAGGUUUCACUCCUUACCACCAAUAGUCCUUAUGCCGAGUGGGCAAAGCGGCUGAAAAUCUUCACACAAUUCCUGGACCGAUAUUUCAACCAAAAGUAUGCUGGAUCAUUCGGUUACCAGAUCCUGUUGGCGUUGUCAACGGACUUCAUGGGAUACGGGCUUGCUGGCCUUCUAAGGAAAUUCCUUGUAUAUCCCUCGUUCUGUCUUUGGCCCAAGACGAUGGUUACCAUCGCUCUGAACAGCUCCCUGCAUAACGAGGCAAACCACGCGGUUUCUGGUCCGUUGAAGCGGCUGUAUAACAUUUCCCGCUUCCGUCUCUUCCUUUACGCCUUCGCCGCCAUGUUUGUCUGGUUCUGGUUCCCCGACUACAUCUUCGCGGCACUCAGCCUCUUCAACUGGAUUGCUUGGAUUGCGCCUGACAACUUCAACCUCACCGCAAUUUGCGGUUUGAAGAAGGGGCUCGGUUUCAACCCGCUGCCAACAUUCGACUGGAACGUUGCGACACACGUGUUUGACCCAUUGGUCAUCCCUUUCGCCGUGACGCUGAACACGUUCAUCGGCUGUCUGGUGGGCGGCUUCGUGCUGAUCGGGAUGUACUACACGAAUGCGCUCCAUACAGGCUAUCUGCCAAUCAACACCAACUCCAUGUUCAACCACUACGCUAAGUCAUACAAUGUUUCGGCCGUGCUGGAUGAUCGCGGCUGGCUCGACGAGGAGAAGUACCAGGAAUACUCCCAGGUCUACCUCGCUGCGAGCAGUUUGACCAUGUAUUGGUUCAGCUUCGCAGUGUAUACGGCGACCAUAUCGUAUUCCGUACUGUACCACCGCCGAGACAUCGUCAAUGGUUUCCGCAGUCUAUUUCGAGGAUACAAGGACACAGCGGAAGAGUUCAAAGACAUUCAUACUCGGCUAAUGUCUGCAUAUCGCGAGGUCCCUGAAUGGUGGUACCUGAUUUUGAAUGUUUUUGCGAUUGUCCUCGGCGUAGCUGCGGUAGCAGGAUGGCCUACAUACACCACGGUUGGAGUCGUCUUCUUUGGAAUUGGCUUGGCUCUCGUCUUUGUUAUUCCGACUGGUAUCAUCUACGCGACAACUGGAUUGCAGGUCGAGUAUAACUACAUUGCAGAGUUCAUCGGAGGCGCUUGGCUUCCCGGAAAUGCCUUGGCGAUGAACUUCUUCAAAUGCUACGGCUACGUCACCACCGCCCACGCUCUCGCCUUCAGCAACGACCUGAAACUCGCACACUACGUCAAGAUCCCACCGAGAGUGACCUUUUUCGCCCAGUCAGCUGCAACUCUCGUCUCAGCAUUCGUCUGCACGGGUGUGAUGAACUUUCAGAUGCGCCACAUCCAUGAUAUCUGCGAAUCUGAUCAAAAGGAUAAGUUUACGUGCCCUGGUGUGAACACCUACUUCACCGCCGCCGUCCUCUUCGGUUCGAUGGGCGCGCGCAAGGUCUUCGGCAAGAACGGGCAAUACACAACGCUGCUCUCCGCCUUCCCUGUCGGCGCCGUGAUCCCGGUGGUCUUCUACCUGGUGCAGCAGCGGCUGCCCAAGACACACUGGUUCAGGCGUGCGCACCCGAUUCCGCUGCUCAAUGGUGGGACGACGUGGUCGCCGUACAACAUAGGCUACGUCUGGCCCGCCGUCCUGCCCGGCUGGCUGAGCAUGGUCUAUCUGCGACGGCGUUACCUUGCCUUCUGGUCGAAAUACAAUUACGUCAUUUCCGCGGCCUUCUCGACGGCCAUCGCUGUUGCGGCCGUUGUCAUCUUCUUCGCGGUCGAGUACAGCGGGUUCGAGAUAAACUGGUGGGGGAACAACGCCGAGAGUGGUUGUGAGAGCACGACGUGCACGAGGUUGAAGCUGCCGGCGGGUGAAUACUUUGGGCCGAGGAUUGGGAACUACUCGUGA
Lasiodiplodia theobromae is the source of this 2241-nucleotide messenger RNA. Its product is annotated as OPT oligopeptide transporter. The transcript has 14 exons. Bases 1 to 2241 code for a protein of 746 amino acids. Lineage: Eukaryota; Fungi; Ascomycota; Dothideomycetes; Botryosphaeriales; Botryosphaeriaceae. The record is from RefSeq and is a predicted model, not a curated record. Gene Ontology annotation, molecular function: oligopeptide transmembrane transporter activity. Gene Ontology annotation, biological process: transmembrane transport.